Orcinus orca (killer whale) is the source of this 1955-nucleotide messenger RNA. RefSeq names its product BRISC and BRCA1 A complex member 2 (gene BABAM2). The transcript is spliced from 12 exons. Gene Ontology annotation, biological process: double-strand break repair. The record is from RefSeq and is a predicted model, not a curated record. Gene Ontology annotation, cellular component: BRCA1-A complex; BRISC complex. Lineage: Eukaryota; Metazoa; Chordata; Mammalia; Artiodactyla; Delphinidae. The coding region runs from base 546 to 1697 and encodes 383 amino acids.
GAUGAAAUGAGGGAAAGCCAACAAUCAAUACGGUGAAAGAUGACCGCCUAAAAUUUUGACCUCUGCUCCACUCAUUUUAUACACGUUCACACGGAUAAUACCCAAUCUGGAUAAUAUUAUAGCUCAGAACACUUUAGUUCAUUCAGCCUUCAAACAACGCUGUGAGGCGGGCACAUUCUCGGGGGUAAAAUGACGUGGCCAAAGUCACUCGGCUAGCCAGAGGAGAGUUCAGCCGUCUGGUCAAGGAAACAGCAGCAGGUCUUUGGAGGCGCUGCUAGUUACACUAGAGCUUUCCCUACAGCCCGGCCUUUACGUUCCCUCAUCUGACAGUUACGUUUACAAACUCAAACCCUGCUUCUUCUACCCUAUCGAGGCACGCUGCGGGCUGCGGAAACCUGGAGCUCACACCACAAGUCAACAUCCCCAAAGCCCCAGUGCCAAAGCAGUGAGAAGAGAGAGCGCAGUCCGCCCUUCGCUCCAGCCGCAGACUCUGCGUGAGGGCCCCGGACUAACCUGACCAGUGGUGAUCUGCAAGUCAAGUUAAAAUGUCUCCGGAAGUGGCCUUGAACCGAAUUUCUCCAAUGCUCUCCCCAUUCAUAUCUAGCGUGGUCCGCAAUGGGAAAGUGGGACUGGAUGCUACAAACUGUUUGAGGAUAACUGACUUGAAAUCAGGCUGCACGUCAUUGACUCCUGGACCCAACUGUGACCGAUUUAAAUUGCACAUACCAUAUGCUGGAGAGACAUUAAAAUGGGAUAUCAUUUUCAAUGCCCAGUACCCAGAGCUGCCUCCCGACUUUAUCUUUGGAGAAGAUGCUGAGUUCCUGCCAGACCCCUCUGCUCUGCAUAACCUUGCCUCCUGGAAUCCAUCAAAUCCUGAAUGUCUCUUACUUGUGGUGAAGGAACUUGUGCAACAAUAUCACCAAUUUCAAUGCAGCCGCCUCCGUGAGAGUUCCCGCCUCAUGUUUGAAUACCAGACGUUACUGGAAGAGCCGCAGUAUGGAGAGAACAUGGAAAUUUAUGCUGGGAAAAAAAACAGCUGGACUGGUGAAUUUUCAGCUCGUUUCCUUUUGAAGUUGCCAGUGGAUUUCAGCAAUAUUCCCACAUACCUGCUCAAGGAUGUGAAUGAAGACCCUGGAGAAGAUGUGGCCCUCCUUUCUGUCAGUUUUGAGGACACUGAAGCCACUCAGGUGUAUCCUAAGCUGUACUUGUCACCCCGAAUUGAACAUGCACUUGGCGGCUCCUCAGCUCUUCAUAUCCCAGCUUUUCCAGGAGGAGGAUGUCUCAUUGAUUAUGUUCCUCAAGUGUGCCACCUGCUCACCAACAAGGUGCAGUAUGUGAUUCAAGGAUAUCACAAAAGAAGAGAGUAUAUUGCUGCUUUUCUCAGUCACUUUGGCACGGGUGUCGUGGAAUAUGAUGCAGAAGGCUUUACAAAACUCACUCUGUUGCUGAUGUGGAAGGAUUUUUGUUUUCUUGUACACAUUGACCUGCCCCUGUUUUUUCCUCGAGACCAGCCGACUCUCACAUUCCAGUCCGUCUAUCACUUUACCAACAGUGGACAGCUUUAUUCCCAGGCCCAGAAAAAUUAUCCAUACAGCCCCAGAUGGGAUGGAAAUGAAAUGGCCAAAAGAGCAAAGGCUUAUUUCAAAACCUUUGUCCCUCAGUUCCAGGAGGCAGCGUUUGCCAAUGGAAAGCUCUAGGAAACACCAGUCUUGAGAGGUGGCCAGCCAGGCUGCUCUGUCCACAUGCGUGUCAGCACAUAUGGCCGCUUCCUGGAAGCCAUUGGAAUGUCUUCACGGCAGCAUUUCACUCACACAGCAGCUUUGCGCCCCGACUGGAACCCACACUUGAGCUGGCUGGCGGGCACCUGGGUCCCAGAGCCCCCCACCUCUGGUUGCCCCCUCUUUGUUUCCUUCAGUAUACUUCUUAGUUGGAAGAAAUAAAGUCACAAAUCAGGA